AUGAUUUUCCCUCCUGGAAAGUCUCCGCAUUCAAACAGCGGCGUUGUUUCAACAUCGCUGUUAAUCCUUCUUGACGAACUCAUCGCAGAAAUCCUUUCACGACUUCCUGUCAAAACUCUGAUGCAAAUGAAAUGCGUUUGCAAAUCAUUGAAAACCCUAAUUUCUCAUCCUUUCUUCGCCAAAUUGCACCUUCACCGAUCACCACGGAACACCCAUGUCUUACUAUCACCAAUCUGGUACGAUGCUGCCGGCAUUCAUAUUAUGGUCGUACCCAUUCCUGUAAGUCGUUGGCUCGAAAGUCCGUUUGAAUACUACGAACCUUACUCCUACCGACUGAGGUAUUUCGAUAUUCCCAAUGAUCCUUGUUACAUAUUGCGUAAUAUGGAUUGCAAUCACAUUGUUGGUUCUUGUAAUGGAUUGAUCUGCUUGGGUGGAGGUUCUAGGAGCUGGCCUAAGCAUUGGUUCCGUUUAUGGAACCCAGUCACGAACACAUUAUCUGAAAAAUUAGGUAACUUAACCAACUAUUUCAGGUUAACAUUCGGCUAUGAUAUUAUAAAUGACAUUUAUAAGGUGGUGGCAUUCUCUGCUAACACAGUGAAAGUUUUCAGUUUGAGGGAUAAUGUUUGGAGAGAUAUUCCAAGUUUUCCUAUUGUUCCGUUUGACAUUCAUCGUAUCCAUUGUCGUCGAUUGGUGGAUAACGGUGUGUAUGUGAGUGGUUCUAUUAACUGGUUGGCUAUUCGAGAUAAGACUGAAUAUGAAUGGAAUGAUAUUACUAUCAAACAAUUUGUGAUAGUCUCGCUUGAUUUGGCUACAGAGACAUAUCGGCAAUUGCUGCCACCUAGCGGUUUUGUUGAAGUACCACCUGUUGAACCGUCUGUUAGUGUGUUGAUGGAUUGUCUAUGUUUUUCUCACCGUUUUAGAGAAACCCAUUUUGUUAUAUGGAAGAUGAUGGAAUUUGGAGUUCAAGAGUCUUGGACUCAAUUCCUCAAAAUUAGUUUUCAAAAUCUUCAUAUUGAUUAUGGCAUUGGUGAUAGCCUUGCAUAUUAUGCUCAAUUGUUCUUGUUACCAUUAUGUGUUUCUGAGAGUAGCAACACACUGGUAAUGGCAAGCAAUCAACGAGGCCUCAUUCAUGGCUAUCACCGCCGACAUGCAAUUCUUUAUAAUUGGAGAGAUAAUAAAGUUGAACAAAUUGCAACUAGCAAACAAAUAUCAUGGUUUAAUACCAAUGAUUAUGUUGAAAGCUUGGUUUCAACCUCUUGA
Molecule: messenger RNA, 1260 nt
Organism: Medicago truncatula (barrel medic)
Lineage: Eukaryota; Viridiplantae; Streptophyta; Magnoliopsida; Fabales; Fabaceae
Product: F-box/kelch-repeat protein At3g23880
Exons: 1
Coding region: 1-1260 (419 amino acids)
Molecular function (GO): protein binding
Source: RefSeq, a predicted model, not a curated record